AUGUUCGACCCCCUCCCUUGGGCAAACGACCCCUUCCCCUCCCACACCCCCAUGCACGACCUCCUCCCCAUGCACCCAUCCCGCGCCGCCCCCACCCAUCCACGCCGGCACCUCCGCCGCCGAACCUCGCACUUCGCCAUCGAAGGCGCAGAAUACACCUCUCAAAGCGACACCUCAGACGCGUACUACGACAAAGACGCCUCCCCCGACGCCGACUUCCACAUCCCCUCGUUCCGCAACAUGCGCCCCGCAGCCCCCACGCCCUUCCACCGCGUCGCAUGCCGGAUGCCGGCGCGCACCGCAGAGGCCCUCGACCUCGCGCGCGACGAGGUGCUGGUCCUGCCCCUGCAACUGACGCGGUUGCGCGUGCGCAUUUACAGCGGUAGUCGGGAUGUGCAGAGCGUGCGGGCGGUUGUGGCGGGGGAUAUGCGGGUGCGGGAUGUGGUUGGGCAGGUUGUGGGUGCGGGGGAUGUGCGUGUGUAUGUGAAGCGGGGUGGGCGGUGGGUGGAGCCUGGGGCGGGCGUGAAGAUGAGCGGGGUGGUGGAGCAGCAGGGCUGGUUUGCUGGGGAGGAGCAGAGGGAGGUGGAGGUUAAGAUUGAGGUUGGGGAUGGGGGAGGGGGGUUUGGAAGGAGGUUUGAGCGCGAGAUGGAGAGGGGGGUUGAGAGGAUGCGUAUGAGUGGUUUCUGA
Molecule: messenger RNA, 687 nt
Organism: Dothidotthia symphoricarpi CBS 119687
Lineage: Eukaryota; Fungi; Ascomycota; Dothideomycetes; Pleosporales; Dothidotthiaceae
Exons: 1
Coding region: 1-687 (228 amino acids)
Source: RefSeq, a predicted model, not a curated record